AUGUUCGGCGAGAUCUACCGCGACUAUUUUGAGUCUACCGGUGUAUAUUAUCUGGAUCUCUGGCUCAUGACUGGACUCUUCAUGUGCAUCCACUCUCCGACGACUGCCAUCUCUGUAACGCAGACCAAUACUCUAAUCACCGCUCGAAAAGUUGACCUUUUGCCGCGCUUUUUCAAGCCAAUUGCAGGAGGCCCCUACCUUUUUGAUAUGCCCGAAGAGUCAUGGAGACCGUGGCGCGCUGUAUUCAAUAAGGCGUUUAAUAAUGAACAUUUCCAGAAGCUGGUCCCGGGGAUGGUCAAGCAGAUCGAAGUUUAUAAGGAUAUUUCAAGGAACACUGAAUCUCAUGCUCAACGCGGGUACAAUGUUCUUGCAGACUCUAUGAUCAGCCAAAUUCGCUGGCAUGAGCCUGCUGCUGCUAUCAACCCUUCAGCCGCAUAA
This is a messenger RNA of Botrytis porri, 438 nucleotides long. RefSeq lists its product as uncharacterized. Gene Ontology annotation, molecular function: monooxygenase activity; heme binding; oxidoreductase activity, acting on paired donors, with incorporation or reduction of molecular oxygen. NCBI's taxonomy places the organism in Eukaryota, Fungi, Ascomycota, Leotiomycetes, Helotiales, Sclerotiniaceae. The record is from RefSeq and is a predicted model, not a curated record. The coding region runs from base 1 to 438 and encodes 145 amino acids. The transcript is spliced from 2 exons.